GCAUGAGUCACUUUCAUGCUUUCCCCUCCGCCAAGCCUCCGAGAUCCCCCCCCACCGCCGCUGAUUGGCGGAGCGGCGCGUGCGCUGCGGUGUGGAGGGGCGGGCGGCGGCGCUUACAAAGCGCGGCGGCGAAGGUCACAGGCGGAGGAUUGGCUGGCGAGGGAGCGCGUGGAGGGCCGGGCGCGUUCUACGCGCGGCUACUCCGCGUUCGGAGCGGGCGGGCCAGCGUUCCACGGGCUGCUCCCGAGCGUUCCACCGGCCGCUCCGGCAAUGGAGGCCGUCGGCGCGCUGCUGGCCGGCUGCCCGGUCGCCGGCCUGGCCGGGGGGCUGGGGGUGACCGUCUGCGCUGCCGCCGGGCUGCUGCUCUACAAGAUCGCGCGGAGGAAGAAGCCCACACACAUGACUGUGAACUGCUGGUUCUGUAACCAGGACACGGUGGUGCCGUAUGGGAAUCGCAACUGCUGGGACUGUCCCUACUGUGAACAAUACAAUGGCUUCCAAGAGAACGGCGACUACAACAAGCCCAUUCCUGCCCAGUACAUGGAGCACCUAAACCACGUCGUGUCAGGCGCCACCACCUUUUGCGACCCCACCAAGCCACAGCAGUGGGUGAGCAGCCAGAUCUUGCUGUGCAAGAAAUGCAACAACCACCAGACCAUGAAGAUCAAGCAGCUGGCGUCCUUCGCACCCAGGGAGGAGGGUAAAUAUGACGAGGAGAUCGAGGUAUAUAAGCACCACUUGGAGCAGACCUACAAGCUGUGCCGCCCGUGCCAGGCCGCUGUGGAAUAUUACAUCAAGCACCAGAACCGGCAGCUCCGGGCGCUGCUGCUGAGCCACCACUUCAAACGCCGGGAGACCGACAAGCCCUAUAUGCAGAGCUUUUGCUCCUCCUCUUCCUCCUCCUCCAUGAGCACCCCGACUCAGGUGAUAAUUCUGCGGUUCCUGACCUUCCUCAGCUGUGCGUUCCUUGUCCUGAUGGCCUUGUAUGGGUCAGGUGACCCCUUCUCACUCAAAGGCACGGCCCCUGCUCCUAUGGAAUCUGGCCCCACUGCCAUCAGGAAUGGGACUGGAGCGAGCCCAGCAGCGGCCUCGGAGAAUCGCACUCUCCUGGGAGUUGCAGGCUGGUGGGAGCUGCUCCACCUGCUGCCAGAGCAAACGGUGAAGAACUUGAGUGUCGCUUGGACCUACGGGAGGAACCAUCAGAUUGCGGUCGUCGUCCUCGGGCUGGUCACCUGCCUGUUAGCCAUGCUCCUGGCCGGACGGAUCAGGCUGCGGAGAAUCGAUGCCUUCGCCUCGGUCCUGUGGCUCCUGGUGAUGGGUUUGCACUUGGCUGAAAAGUACCUGAAGGCGGACACACCCAGCUGGCUGGACACAGCCAAAUUCGGCACCACAUCCCUGUGCUGCCUGGUGGGCUUCACCGCAGCAGUGGCCACGCGAAAGUCAACGGGCCAACGGAGAUACCGGCCCCGAAGGUUUCUUUCCGGGGAUUCGGUCGCUCUGUUCCCCAACGGCUCUGGGAUUGGCUUCCCUUGUUCCGCUGCCUCGCCGUCUGUUUUUAUCCCAACGCCCCCCAGCAUCCUCCAGCUGACGAAUCAGCAGUUCUUCAGAUCCCCACGCAGGGCUUCUUCUUCCUCGCUCCCUGGACGUCUGAACAGGGCCCUCUCGCUGGGCACCAUCCCUUCCCUAGCCAGGACAGAUUCUGGCUACUUGUUCAGUGGAAGCCGCCCGGCGUCCCAGGGAUCUCAGUCCAAGGAGUCGCCUGCAUCAGGUAAGGGCGAGAACUUGCAGUGCCGAGGCUCCCAGGGAUUGAAAUGAUUUGCUAAAACAUACGGUAGAAGGUUAACCCUAUUUCUUCCCCAACUCUUCCCUCCUGCCAACUUUCCAAUGAAAGGUCAGAGUAAUCGUUAGUAAGAUUGCAGUAGCGCCUGGUAGCCUGAACUGAGACUCAGACCCUCAUCACGCUGUACUUCCACACAGUAAGGCAACCCCCGGCCGGAAAAGCUUACAAUUAAGUAGACAAGACAGACCUAGGAAGGGUUACUUCCCCAUUCUGUAGAUCAGGCCUGGAGCGGUUAUGUGGCUUACCCAGUGGGCUACAGCAUCUGCAGUAGAAUCAAGAACUGAACCCAAAUCUCCAGUGUCCAGUGCAGUGCGUUAAACACAAGACCAGCCUUCCUUGGAUUUGGACAUUAACAUGACAUGACAUUAACAUGAUGCCUGUUGAGUGGGUGAGGGUCAGAGUGACUUCCAAACACGAUUAUUUUUCCAGAUCAUACAGCUCCAAAGGUCUCUGCAGUGCAACUCCACUGCUAAAAUCCUUCCCCGUUCCCUCACCCACCAAAGUCAGGACCACGGUUUGCUAGUGUAGUGAUGCAUCAGCAGUGCUACAGCUACGAGUCCUCCUCAUCGCCCUUUUUAAAACCGAAUUGCAAAUGGUUUCCUAACAGGUAUCCAAUUGGAAUAAAAAAAUGGGGGUGGAAAAUCUAGUAUUUCUCUCACACACACAC
Chrysemys picta bellii (western painted turtle) is the source of this 2507-nucleotide messenger RNA. The record is from RefSeq and is a predicted model, not a curated record. NCBI's taxonomy places the organism in Eukaryota, Metazoa, Chordata, Testudines, Emydidae.